AUGGUAAAAGGGCCCAUAUUCUCCCACGGGUUCUCGAAGAAGGGAAGGUCCAGGCUAGCCGCUGCCGUGGUCUUCACGGGAGCGCGUGAGGACGGCGGCGGUUUAGGCUCUGCAGAUUGGCUGGAUAUGGAUCUGAUUAUUCCAUUUAAAAUUGGAGAUUUCGCAGAAGCAAGGUCCUUUGUUGCAGGUUUCACUGGUGCAUGGUUUCGCUGCAAGAUAAAUGAUAUCCGUGUCGUUGAAUCAGGGCGACUUGAGUAUUACUUGGAAUAUAUUGACUAUACAGAAGAAGCCAAGGAAUGGACUGAAGUCUUUCAAAACAACCCACGCGACCCAGCAUGCCAUCGAAGGAAAUCAAGAGCAAGUAGUCAUAUGAUGUUACGUCCUCCCUUUCCUCAGUGGUGCCAGGGGGAACAAAAUCCUGAGCACUUAUUAAACAGCAAGCUGAUAGCAAGUGCUAGGGAUACCUGGAAAGUAGGUGAUUGUGUUGAUUGGUUCUGUGAAGGGUGUUACUGGACUGCGAAAAUUAUUAGGUUGCUGAGUGAAGAUGAGGUUGAGGUACAGCUAUUGAAACCUCCACUUGGUGAAGGUGGGGUCCAUCGUGUUAACCCUAAGGACCUUAGGCCUGCACUUGAUUGGUCCAUGGUUGAUGGUUGGACUGUACCUCUUUCAAAGGCAAGGGGGAGAAGCUGGUAUGCAGUUUGUCUGAUUCAUCCUAAAUCUGAUAUAGAAGAGAACACAGAUGGAGAGAUGACAUCUGAUGACGAUGAAGAGGAAGGACAAAAUUCCUUGAGAAGAGCGUCGAAUGCCACUAACUGUGUAUCUAGGACAAGCAAUCCGAGGGAUACCAUCAUGACUUCCACAGAAAUAUUGAAACCAACCUCGGCAUCGAAAUCAGUUGGUAAUCAGCAAGGUACCUGCAGGUCCAGCAAACGACAGGCAUCGUCGAUGGAGCAUGUUCCUGGCACUGUCAAGGGUGCCAUGUCAGAACCCAACGGGCUAUCAAACGGAGCAGGAGCCCAACAGUAUGCCUUGCGAACCCGGAAGCACAUGAACAACAGGUCGAUAUAUCAGAAAUAAGCUUGCCACAUCGCACACCACACAAUAUCCUAUUGGAUCUUGGCCAUCACAGGAUACUGUGGUGCCUGCCACAUUGGCGGAUUGCGGCGCAUUAUCAUGGUGGCAUCUCCGAUGAGAGUGCCUGAUGUUCUGCAAAGAAGUUACAAGAAUGGUACUUUAGAGUUCCCUGAGCAGAACUUAAUACUACGCUACAGUGGUUAUUCCUGAGAUCCUUGGCACUUAUGGUCAGGCUGACUUGUCAUGUUAUCAUACUCGUGUGUCUGGCUGAGAUCAGAUAUUUAUGUUGCAACACAAACUGAGGUGUCCUGGGACAAAGUUGGAAAGAGAUCAGUAGACGCCUGGAUUUCCUGCAAUGAUUAUGGAGAUAUUGCGAUUGAAGCUCAUCUUCUGGUACGAUUUGGUGAGGUAAUUGGUGCAAUCCAUGCAGUUAUUGAUA
Messenger RNA from Brachypodium distachyon (stiff brome), 1513 nucleotides. RefSeq lists its product as uncharacterized. The coding region runs from base 1 to 1077 and encodes 358 amino acids. NCBI's taxonomy places the organism in Eukaryota, Viridiplantae, Streptophyta, Magnoliopsida, Poales, Poaceae. The record is from RefSeq and is a predicted model, not a curated record. The transcript has 8 exons.